Caenorhabditis sp. 36 PRJEB53466 is the source of this 3217-nucleotide messenger RNA. The record is from the annotation of a GenBank genome assembly. Lineage: Eukaryota; Metazoa; Nematoda; Chromadorea; Rhabditida; Rhabditidae.
AUGUGUUUCUCGGGGUGUGAGACGAGACGACAAGAUUCGUGUUUAAGGAUAUAAAAAUCAAGAAACUCGGAGAAGACAAAUUCGAAAUCGUGAGCAACACGAUCGGUGGGGCCGGAGAAGAGAAGAAAGAGGAGCGGAGAGUUGUGACGGCAGAAUCGAGAGAUAAUAGUAAUCAACAACAGUUCGAUAAUACACUGCGCAACUUCGCUGUAGAGGUAAUAAAAUAUAUAUGAUUAGAGAUAAGAUAAACGCAAUCUUCUCAGGUCUUGCCAGUGGUUCCCGACUGUCCGAUUGGAGAACAUUCAAGAAUUCAAGUGAUUGAAGGAGUCGAGGUAAGUGACGGUCUUUCGAAUGAAAAAUGAAACAUUGUCUCACUUAGGUUGCACGUGAGGCCACCAUCACAUUCACCGUGGUCAUUCUGGAGCAGUGCGUUCAAGCAUGUCGUCUUAGCACCGUAAGUCUUGUGGCGGGAGCCGGCAAAAAAAAGAGAGAGAGAGAGAGAGAGAAAAAGGCCGAGAGUAAUUUCUUUUCGGAAGCCAAAUCCAUAAAAUGGCUCAGAUUUAUGAGCUCGUGGUGCCAGAUUUAUACCCUUUUUCGUUCGCCGGUGCCACGCCACGUAAUUGAAAAAUGGUCCGAACGGCUAGUUCAAGGGCUUACGCGGCAAACGCGAGUGAGUAAUGGCGAUAAAACAGGAUAAAUUGUGAGGCAGACAGGGAAGUAGAUUGAACAGAAGACCGAGCGGGUUCCAAAAACAGGAUAACAAAGAAAAGAACAACAGUGUUUUGUGUGGGAAUCUCAGCAGUAAUCGCCUUAACGAGUCACUCAAACUUACUUGAAACACUUUUUCAGAAUUCGGACGGCUCCCGCCUGCCACUUCUUUGCCGCUCUGCACACUUCAACAGAGCAACAAGAGCAUGUUCGGUGUACUCGGAUGCGAUAAAUCCGAACGGAUAUCUUGAAUACAAACCGAACCAAAACGUGAUAUACAUCGAAAAAAUAUGUAUUCCGGGUGAGUUUUGACGGGAAACAAUCGUUGUGGGGGUGAUACAUCAUCAUAUUCUUCUGGUUUAUGGCAUCGUCAUUGGCACUCUCUCUUUUUCUCUGCUCUGUUGCGAGUAUGUAUCCCUGAUAGCGGGUCUAUUGGAGAACAUUAAUCUUGGCACACUAUGAUAGGUGAUAAAUCAAAUAGUGCUCUCCGCGACAGAAAGAAACGGAGCGCUGGGAAUGAAUGGCGCCAAGACUCGGCUAGAUUGAUGACUAUGGCUGACGGAUAAAAUCGGAGCUGAGAAAUGGGACAAUUUCUUUUUGCAGACAUGGUGCUACCCAUGUCGUGUGACGAUGUUUUCCGCCGGAUUCCACAGCACAUUUUAUUGGGUGAUUAAAGAGCGAACAAAUGACAUUAAUGAGGAAAGGUGUUGAUUUCAGGACACGCUACAGAAGUGAUUUCGGUGUCGAGUGAGAAUGAAUGUGUUUUGGAGUGUAUCAAGUCGAAGGUAAUUUGGCUGUCGGCGUUUUUUGAAAACCAUUAUUCAAACGCUUCUUCGAAGAAGUAGCCGAAUGCAAUCCCCAAGGCUCAAAAGGCAAUUAGUCGUACGCGAAUAUCAAUCUUUUUAGAGAGGCUCUCGGGCGUUACGUACACCCAGUGGAAUAGAUGUGUCAUAAUACUGUUCUCAACAACACAUACUUCCUUUCUAUUUUAAAAAUCACCAAGCAGACAGAAUGUUUGCAGACAAUGCGAUCAGUGGCGUGUCACUCAAUCUUGCACUACCCCGAUUUUUCCUCCUUCAACUGUAUUCUCAAUGUUCACACUCGACACACGAAGAACCAGUUUUUCACGCCAGAAUUGGCUUACAAAGUGGAUUACGUGGAACUUGGUUCAUGUGUUUACAAUUCUGCAGCAGGUAGGAUGAGGAAAAAAUAUAAAGACAGGAAAAGCAUGGAUUUUUGAGCAGUGGCGGGUGGGUGAAAACAAACAACGGAAAUGUGGGGCAUCGCCGACCUGAUGGUAGCCCACAAAUCAUUUUAAUUGUCUCUUGUCAGCCGCCGGCUCCUACUCGUUUCUCUUCCAUGAUAAUGGGCCUCUUCCCACCACCUGGCGCUCAGAACCUGAUGUUGGCAUCAAAUUGAGAGAGGGAGAGAGAGAGAAAGAAGUCGGGUGGUUUGUGUCCCAGUUGUCGCCCCGCGAGGUUUCCAUGUGAACAUCGGGGCCCCGACAAAUGUCACAUAAAACACGACACGCUUGGCACUAAAUCUCCUUUUUCUUUGACGGCGACGGCGACAGACGCCGCUGACUCUUUUACGGUGGACAAAGAAUGUGGGCGGGGGGAGAGAGAGAGGAAGUCUAAAGUUUCAGAUUAAUUUGUAUAAACGUUCAGUGAUUCAGGACAAAUAGCCAGCAAAGCGAUGAUCCCUCCUAACCCGUUCGAUAAGCCGGUUUUAUCGGGUACACACUUUCGCAACAAACUUUCCAUGUACCGUACCAGAUUACAGAUGGUCAGAAGCGAGUGGGAUCAGUCACAUCCGAAUGGAGCGAAUGGACUCAAUGCAAUGAAGAUACGAGCUCGCGGAGCCGGCAGCGGGUGUGCAAUGGGUGCAACGAAAUAAUUCAGGUGAGCCGUGAAAGCACUCCCACAAAAUGGAAGUAGCGGAAAUCGAGAGCGCGUUUUGUGAAGAGUUUAACAUCAUCCGAAAGGGCGUCCACUUUUUUCCAAUUUCCGUUUUGGUGCAACUCUAAAAUGUUGGCUCACUUUGAAAUGAAUAGAAUGGGAAGAAAGAGGGACAUUGCGAGCAAGAUGGAUUGUCGAACUAUUGUAAAAGUACUUUUUUCAGUUCAUGCCAUGUUUCUCAACCAACAAUUUCGAUCAGGCAUUGCAAAAAUUCAUUAAAGAGCAACAAGAGAAGGAAGCGAUGGGUAAUUUAUAUCUUUUGUUGAAUUGAGCGAGGAAAAGGUUUUUUGAAAUCAAUUUACUCAUUUUUCAGUUGAUGCCGUCAUGAAAUCGCGAGAAAUCGAAGCGGAGAGGAAACUGCUGCAACAAUUGGAUUCAGCCCCGACGGUCAUCGAAUUUCGUUAGUUCCGUAUAAUGAAAACCGUGCCUAAAUAUUUAUAUUUGCAGCACAGAAAGCAAUAAACAAUGAGCAGACCCCAAAGAACUCGGUUGAGUUUUUCGGUCCCCCACAGCCGGCUCAACAAGCAUCCCAAGCAAUGAGCACUUUCUAA